CCAUGCGUCCUAUUCCAGGAUGAAGAUCUUACCCCCGAGCAGAUCGCCGUGCUCCAGAAGGCUUUCAACAGCUUCGAUCACCAGAAGACUGGCUCGAUCCCCACAGAGAUGGUUGCCGACAUCCUGCGCCUGAUGGGUCAGCCCUUCGACAAGAAGAUCCUGGAGGAACUGAUCGAGGAGGUCGAUGAGGACAAGUCCGGUCGCCUGGAAUUCGGCGAGUUCGUGCAGCUGGCUGCCAAGUUCAUCGUGGAGGAGGACGCGGAGGCCAUGCAGAAGGAGCUGAGGGAGGCGUUCCGUCUGUACGACAAGCAGGGCAACGGCUUCAUUCCCACCACCUGCCUGAAGGAGAUCCUCAAGGAGCUGGACGACCAGCUGACCGAGCAGGAGCUGGACAUCAUGAUCGAGGAGAUCGAUUCGGAUGGUUCCGGUACAGUGGAUUUCGAUGAAUUCAUGGAGAUGAUGACUGGCGAGUAAAUAAACGCACUGCGUCUGCCACCCACUCAGCCACCCACCACCCGCUGGAAAACACCACCCACCCACUCC
Messenger RNA from Drosophila erecta, 543 nucleotides. It is a transcript of the gene TpnC73F, whose product is annotated as troponin C. The transcript is spliced from 4 exons. Gene Ontology annotation, molecular function: calcium ion binding; enzyme regulator activity. The annotation marks the transcript as partial. NCBI's taxonomy places the organism in Eukaryota, Metazoa, Arthropoda, Insecta, Diptera, Drosophilidae. The record is from RefSeq and is a predicted model, not a curated record.